Molecule: messenger RNA, 1767 nt
Organism: Mixia osmundae IAM 14324
Lineage: Eukaryota; Fungi; Basidiomycota; Mixiomycetes; Mixiales; Mixiaceae
Exons: 4
Coding region: 1-1767 (588 amino acids)
Source: RefSeq, a predicted model, not a curated record
AUGGCGCGUCUGCAUCAUUCGUUCGAGGCUUUCCGCCACCAUCCACACGACGACUCGGGCGCUUCUCAGAGCUCAGGGCGGGACGCCGACAGGCCGAAUGCCGCUCCUUGUCCUACGCGUGCGCUGCAGAAGCGAUGCGUCAGAAGCCAUGGACAGGCCAUGACGCAAAGGUCUAGCCUGCUAAUGAGUCGAGGGAGGCGCGUUAGCGCGCGCCAUCGAACGAUGCGCCCGCUCUAUAAGAUCCUUGACUUCAAUCUGCUCAUCGCAGGAGCAUCGAGGCGUGGCAAGGGCAGAUCCAAUACGAUGGUCGUGGCAGCAAGACACCAUGAUCACCUGGUCAGCUCGCCACAGACUCCUCUCGACAUUCUCAAAUGGCGAGAGUCUUACUCGGCUCAUCACGUUCGCACGCCCAGUCGUUCGCGGUGUCGCACACAGACAUACGAACCUCCAUCCCCCGUCGACUCGUGCGAUCUCAACAUCUGUUUCUCGGCGGACCACAGACCUUGCACAGGUCGCUCGCUUUAUACCUCGCCGCCAUGUGAGAGAACUUCGUCUCGAGGCAGGACAUUAGACUGUACUCCCAUCGCCAGCUGUAGCAGUACGGCAUCGCCUCAGAGCGAGCAUCUAGACGCGUCUUUCACCCGCGAAUCCAACGAGGUCGUACGACGCGCUGGUAGACGACUGGACACGCACGCGACAACGGACUUGUGCCUGCCACUCUCGGCUGUUCUGCUUCGCCAGCACGAUCUCAAGCUGGGCUCGGCUGCAAGUGACGCGGUCGAAGAAAUUUCGCAGCUCGUGCCAGAAGCCACCCUUACGCUGAUCGUUCCUGUGCUCAAGGGACUCUUCAUCAAUCGUCCACUUCGUACAAUUGCCUACGUCCUGACUUGGCUAGCCGGGCGCUGGAUGAGCACGAUAUAUACCCAGCCUUCCUCUGACGACGUAGCUACGCCUGGCACGACCAAGCCUAUGCUACAAGCUCGCGUCCGCGCCAUCGCAGCCCUGGUGGCCGCCCUUUCGCAAGGCUGGCAACUACAGCAACGCGCCAUUCUCAUCAGCCACGUUGCUUCGACCGUUCUGUACGCUUAUCAGGGCGGCAUGGAAGACUACACGCGCACGAUCAGCAAGACAUUGUCCGCACAGGAGCUCUACUUGCUGCUUGCCCAGACGCAGAGGCUUGGCGGCGAAACCAAGUCAACAGAGGGCGGCAUCACUUCACCCACUCGCUCACGUCCACGCAUGCGAGUUCAUACCGCAAUCGCCAAGUCGCUAGAAAAUCACUUGCUCGCCCGACUUGACGACAAAAAGGCUAUAGUCGAAGAGCUCAGACAGCCAGCCUAUCCCACGCCGCCCUGCGCCGACAACCCGCAUGCUCACUCACGCAAUCGAUCCGAGAACAGCGCCUUCGCGGCCUCCUUGCUACCUGCAAGCCAACUCAUGCAAUCCGUCAUCGGCCUCGGCCUAGAAUCAUCCGACGACGACAGAGACCUCAUAAGAGACGAUUCGAAGAAUUCACCCUCAUCGGAUCUCCACUUGCUGAUCGAAGAUCGCACAAGCGAUUGCGCACGCCGCAUUCGAUUUAGCGCAGCACACACAUCAAUUCCCACGCUACACAACACUACUCACGUCUGCAUACUACACCACCAUGUCACGGUCGCCAGAAACGCUACUCACGAUACCCUACUAGCUCUCCGUGAGCCUCACACGGUCAAGGCGUUUGCGCUUCUCCCACUUGCUCUGCUUUCUCGACGUCCCGAGACUCUCUAG